Messenger RNA from Acanthosepion pharaonis, 7617 nucleotides. The record is from the annotation of a GenBank genome assembly. NCBI's taxonomy places the organism in Eukaryota, Metazoa, Mollusca, Cephalopoda, Sepiida, Sepiidae.
AUGUUACUCGGAAGUUUCAGUGGGGAUAUUGUACCUGAUCCUGUUACUGCUUUCUCUGGCUAUAUGCUGAUACACCUCUAUAGUGACAACAACCAUGUCCUGGAUGGAUUCAAUGCUACUUAUCUCUAUCUGUAUAAUAUGGGAUGCCACAUUUGGGUUAAUCGAGAAGCUGUUGAAAAUAUUCGUGGAGAUUCUCGAGGGUCCAUUAUGCCAAAAGGUGGACGGUUUGGUCACUCUGCUGCCGUUGCACAUGGUAAUAUCUUACUUAUUGCCGGAGGAUAUGCGGGUCAUGUCCUUGGAGAUCUUAUAGCUUAUAAAGUCCCGAAAAUGAUAGCCACAGCUGUGCCAGAACCAGAGGUUGAUCGUUGUGAUGAUGUUCGUAUUGAAGAAUGUGAGAUAAACCCAGAAUGUCUUAUGUGUACUCGCAAGGACAAGAAACGAAAAGGUUGCGUGCACUACAAUAAACGAAAAGGUGAGAAAAAAAAUGUUCUGUUAACCAGUCAUCAAUGUGGAAGUAUAUGUGAGCUGCUGCGAUCCUGUGGUGAGUGCUUAAUCCAGGGACAAGGCCCCACCCUAACAAAUUCCUCACUCUUAAAUGUGGUUCACAAUGAAGAAUGUCUGUGGUGUGUAAAAGAAGACCAAUGUCAAACUCGAAGCGAUCCUCAAAAUACCUGCCUCAUAGUUAACGGAACUAAAUCUGGCUUAAUUGGCUGGUGGGCAGGUCUCAGUGCAUCCCUUACGAACGUUAGCCAGUGCCGUGAAGAAGACAGACCGGCAGGACUACACUGGCUGAAGUACCAGAACCCCAUGAACAUAACAUAUCCAGAUCAGGCUGAAAUAAUUCGACAAACAGUAAGUCGUCUGGAGUUUGAAUCAACUCUGGCCAAGGAAGUAGACCAACAGGGCUUUUAUACUGCCCAUUAUACUGGUUUUAUUUACCCCCUCCAGUUUCCUCCACCACAUGGAAAUAAAUCAUUAGUCCUCACAGUUGGGACUGCCACUGCAGAAAUCACAUUAUAUCUUAGCAAAGAUGAAAAAAAAGAAAAUAAGGAAAGAGUUACAGGCAGCGGCCACAAGUACGAGAAAUCCAUGGCCUACGAAGCCAGGAGAUAUGGUGACGCAAUGCUGUUCCGGAAUACAAGUCGGGGAGCCAAGUACUAUGUCGAUCUUGAGGCUCACCUCAACAUCACAACAUCCCAGAACAGUGUCACAGAACUUAAAUCGAGUGUUGACAUCACAUGGAAUAAUGUCCCCCAGAAGAAAAACUCCCUCAAAAAUGAAGUGAAUGAACAGGCUCUGACUUAUGAAUUUCUGGAGCCAUAUCAUGAGAGCAAAUGUAAACAGAAUUACAAUUGUCUUGGUUGCCUGUCGGACAAUGCAUGUGGCUGGUGCGUUGAGACGAGAACCUGUAUCCUCAGGGACAGAAAUGCUACAGAAGAGGAGAGUGUGCUUGAGGGAAGCUUGCAAAAAGUCGUCACCCCCACUGUAGAUAAAUGCAGUGGGGAUAUGAAAUCACAUUUAUUGAUAACAAAUAUGGCUGAAUGUCCAGUGUGUACAGAUUAUGUCAGCUGUGUGGAAUGUGCUAAUGACAAUCUCUGUGAAUGGGUAACUGAUGAUGCACACUGUAUUCGGCGUGGCCGUGUGGAAGAAGCUUAUAAGUUUUUAUUUUUAUGCAUCAAUAUUCUCUCUUUCACAACUGGUCUGUUUGUAUCUGUCUCUCUCCUUCUUUCAGACUGUUUGUAUCUGUCUCUCUCCUUCUUUCAGACUGUUUGUAUCUGUCUCUCUCCUUCUUUCAGACUGUUUGUAUCUGUCUCUCUCCUUCUUUCAGACUGUUUGUAUCUGUCUCUCUCCUUCUUUCAGACUGUUUGUAUCUGUCUCUCUCCUUCUUUCAGACUGUUUGUAUCUGUCUCUCUCCUUCUUUCAGACUGUUUGUAUCUGUCUCUCUCCCAGUCGGCCCGUUUGUCUCUCUCCCAGUCGGCCUGUUUGUCUCUCUCUCUCUCUCUACCGGUUUGUAUCUGUCUCUCUCUCUUUCUCUGCUUGUUUGUAUCUGUAAUUCUCCUUGUCUCGGCCUGUUUGUGUAUCUGUCUCUCACUCUCUCUUGGCUUGUUUUUAUAUAUCUCUCUCUCGGCCUGUUUGUAUGUGUCUUUCUGUUUCACUCUCUCUGCCUCUUUUUAUCUGUCUCUUUCUAUCUCUCUCUCGACCUGUUUGUAUCUGUCUCUUUCUCUCUCAGCCCGUUUGUAUCUCUCUCUCAUGCUCAACCUUUUUGUAUCCAUUUCUCUCUCUCAGCCUGUUUGUAUCUGUCUCUCUCUCUCUCUCUCAACCUGUUUGUAUCUGUCUAUUUCUCUUCUCUCAGCUUGUUUGUAUAUGUCUCGCUCUUCUCUUAGCCUGUUUAUGUCUCUCUCUUUCUGUUUGUAUCUUUCUCUCUCCUUCUCUUGCCCUGUUUGUAUCUCUCUCUUUUUCUCGACCGGUUCAUGCCUGUCUAUCUCUCUCUCGACCUGUUUUAAACUUCAAAACAUUCAAUGUCACAAUUGCUCGAGGCAUUUCAACUACUCAACCUGCUUGGAUAAUUUUGGGUGUGGCUGGUGCUACAAUGAACAUAACCCUACUAUCGGGGUUUGUCUUGAUGGUGAUUUUGUUGGUCCAGCAUAUCAGAUGACCUGUGCAGCAGUGGUAAGAGAACGUCACAAUAUUUCUAUUGAAGAACCUGCUCACUGGGCAUACGGAGUCGCUCCAGAUGUUGACGAGUGUGCCCUGUCCCUUCAUAAGUGUCAUCCAAAUGCCACCUGCUACAAUACAUUUAACUCCUACAUAUGCGAAUGCAAUCGAGGAUUCAUUGGAAUUAAUGGGACAAAGCAGUGUGAAAAAACGUGUUACUAUGAUUGUGUUAAUGGUAAAUGUUCCGGUGCCCCAGACUACGAAUGCCGAUGUCAUAUAGGUUGGACAGGAGAUGAGUGUAAUACAAGUUGUGGGUGUAAUGGCCACAGUGCCUGCCCAAAUGGAAUUGGAGUGUGUGAAGAAUGUUUGCAUAACACCAUGGGCCAGUUUUGUGAGAUGUGUCGACCUGGCAGUUAUGGAGAUCCAACCAGUGGGGAAGUCUGCAAGUUGUGCAAAUGCAAUGGACAUGGAGAUCUUGCUUUAGAUGAAUGUCAUAAUCAGAGUGGGAAGUGUUUCUGUAAGGAUGAUACGAAAGGCUUCCACUGUCAGCACUGUUUGGAGGAUUACUAUGGAAAUCCAAAGAAUGGUGGCAGGUGUUAUCGACGUUGUGGUGCUGCGACUGUCCUUACCAAUGUGACUUCAGGAGCGCUUGGUUCUUUUGAAACAACUCCUGAACUGAACCACUCUCACCAGAUCUACUGUUUGUGGAUCAUAACACCAUUUCAAGAUGUUCAGACACCAUAUGAACUGGCCAGAGAGAAAAAAACAUUACCAAGUAUCUCAUUCACUUUUGAACCAGAUAUUUCUGUUAAUUGCUCAACGGAUGAUUUUAUUUAUGUCUAUGACGGAAUUCCAGACUUUGUCAACGGUAGUUCAAAAAAUUAUGGACUGUUACUUGGUGCUUUUUGUGGGAACCACAGUGGGCCCCUUGGAGUUGAGGCCACAAUGGGAGUUUUGACUGUGUAUUUUGUCACCUAUGAAAAAGAUGAUCCCAUUCGUCAAGGUUUUAAUGCUGUUUAUUCAAUAAAUUGGUGCCCUGCCCACUGUACAGGCAACCGUACGUGUGAUGGCGACCGUUGUGUAUGUAAAGAUGGUUACUUGGGACCUAACUGUGACAUGCAUCUCUGCCCACUUAACUGCUCCAAAAGCAAAGGGAACCCCAAAUGUAAUGAUUGCGUGUGCCCAGAUGGUCACAGAUGUCAUGAUGAUGAAUCACUGUUUGCGGAGUACCUGUUCAACCCCGAGACCCGUCUAGAAGUCUCUUAUCCACCUCAUCUUGCCCGUAUGGGCCACAGUCUCAUCAGUUGUGGUGACGACGUGCUAUAUCUCUAUGGUGGCCGUUCUCUCAAGUAUGGUCUCGUCCGUGAGAUGUGGAUGUUUAAUCUUACAAGUUCGGAAUGGUCAAAAGUAAUUGCUAGUACCGAUGAAGAACCAUCUGGAAGAUACCACCAUGCCGCUGUCUGUGUGCCAAUUUUAAAAACAAUAUUUGUCUAUGGUGGAAUUGUUCAAAUCGGGAGGAAUCCAGAUAAAUACCAAGCUACCAAUGAAUUCUGGAAAUUUGCGAUUGAAUCUAGAAAAUGGACUAAAGAAAAGAGUGAUUGGUGGCUUCCUACUGUUGCCGGCCAUACUCUUACAUAUGUACAGGACAUUAAGCUGGUUGUUAUUGGGGGAUUUUCCACAGAAAAGUAUUUCUUGGAUAAAGUUCUGAUUUAUGACUCUGCUGAAACAUCCUGGGAAAUGUAUCAUCGGAAAAACUUGAGCGGCAUCAUUCCUCUUGGUAUUUAUGGUCACAGUGCAGUCUAUCAUCGAGCAGUGGCUACAAUUUAUAUAUUUGGGGGCAUGUUAUUUACUAAGUACUACAAGUUUGCCCCUUCCAAAGAACUCUACACUUUUGACCCUGACAAUCUACAGUGGAACAUACUUCAGGCAUCAGAUAAUAGCAUGCUUGAACCUCGAAUGUUUCAUGUUGCUGUUAACACGGUCGACUACAUGCUUUUGAUUGGAGGGUGGACUGUUGAUAGGAAAGCUACAAACUAUAUUCUCCUCUAUCGAUUCAAGUGUAACACCUGGCAGAACAUCACUUUCAAAGACAGCCAGAUCAAUUUGUAUCUAAGAUCAUACUUCGGGGCUGCUGCUGCUACUGUCAAUAAACAUUUUUACAUCAUGGGAGGCUUUAGUGGAGUAGAAAGUGCCAAGUUAAUAAAGAUUGGUAUUCCAGACGACACCUGCAAGCUUAUUGACGAUUAUGAGAUGUGCAAACGAACUGUGGAGUGUUCAGCAUGCAAAGUCAAGAUCAGUGAUGUUGCUCUUACUUUUUGUAUUUUGCCCAAUAAUAUGUUUCCGGAAAUUUGUGUCAGUGGAAAUAUCAGUAAAGGCAGGGUGUGUGACAAAGAGUGGUUUUUGGAAAGAGAUUGCAACCAGUAUCAUACAUGUGACCAAUGUCUGGCUAUCUAUCCAGAAUUUAAAAACACACCAAAGUUAUGCAAAUGGUGUAAGCACUGCAAAGUUGGAAAAUGUAUUCGAUACAACCAAAAAUGUGGAGAAGAAAAUCCUUGCAAUCGUACCCAGGAGGAGUUCCGGGACAUGACCAAAUGUGAUGGGAUCAUUUGCAAUGCUGUCAACUGCCACUCGUGUCAUGACUCUAAGAAAUGUAUGUGGACUCGUCAGGUUAUUCGUACAGGCGAAAUGACUCGGAUUCUCAGUGGAAAUCCACAAUACUCUUGGAGUUCGUCAUUAAAGGAAUCCAAAGAGGUGACCAUUCUGAUAGAGAGUACAAUUCCAGGCAGUGCCCCACUCAGUGCUACCGAAACCAAACCUGUGAGAAGUGUGUGUCGUCCCAUGGGGCAGAAGGUGGAUCCCAGCACUGUGUCUGGAGUGAAAAACUCAAAGAGUGUAUCCCCCCAGCUUAUAUCCCCCUGCAUUGUUCUGCAGGGGAAUGUGGGUCAUUGUUUCGAGAAUAUAAUCAUUGCCCUCUGUGGAUGGUGUUCUUUCGGGGCUCAACUAGAUGGACGAGGUCUUUGCAUGCCUGGUGGCUUGUCUGGGACCAGUAAUGGCCUCUGUUCAGAAACCAACAUCACCUAUGGCUCAACACAUCUCUCAGAAAAAAUCCAAGACCAAUAUCCCAAUCAGGCCUUGAAAAUUUCCUGGGUGUUUGUGAAAUGCCCCCCCGAAGAUGAAUGUAAAAACUCACACCAUACAUGCGACUCCACAACAGAACAAUGCGUUGACACCCCUGAAUCGUUCAAAUGCAUCUGUAAGCCAGGCUACAGAAAACGAGGCCAUAUAUGUGAACCAGUCUGCAAUCAGGGCUGUGUUCAUGGUAAAUGCACAAGCCCUGACCAAUGCAAAUGCAUGUUUGGCUGGGUAGGCAAUAACUGCUCUGUGCAAUGUGAUUGCAAUAAUCACAGUGAAUGCAAAAGUGAAAAACAUACUAAAAUGUGCACAGAAUGCCUGCAUAAUACACAGGGCCCCCAGUGCCAAGAAUGCAGUCCUUUAUUUGUUGGAGAUCCACGGAAUGGAGGCCACUGCCAAUCUUGCUUUGAAUAUUGCAACAAUCAUACCAAGAUCUGCAUUAACACCAAAGAGAGUGGACCACAAUCAAUGAAAGAGCCUUAUGAAAGUUUUAUGGGCCGUGGUCCCAAAACAACUGAAGCAGUGUGCAAGAAAUGUGAAAACAAUACUGAAGGACCUCGAUGUGAACGAUGCAAAAUGGGCUACUUCCGUUUGAGUGAAGACAAACCAUACAAUGCUUGCCGACCAUGUAUGUGUAACGGACAUGCUUUUGACUGUAAGGAGACUACAGGUAUGCAAUGUAAUUGUAAGAACAAUACUGAGACAAAAUGUGACAAGGAUGAAGAAAAUUGUUACAAAAAUCAGUGCUCUUCAUGUAAAGAUUCGUUUUUAGGCGAAUCAACAGAUGGGCAUCAAUGUUACAGCCGUAUGGAAGUAGAUGUGGAUUACUGCUUUAAUCCUGAACACCACAUUGACUGCGGAGUAAGCGCCGAUCCAUUGCUCCAAGGUCGGACGGUCUUCUAUGCUGUACAGCCCAAAUACCUCAAUGUCAACAUUCGUAUCACUAUCGAUAUAACGCAAGGAGGUGUUGACGUCUACUUUUCACCCAAUGACAAAACAUUUGUAGUCGACCUGAAUCGUGAAACCUGGUUCCAUGAGGUUAAGCUUGAUAAGAACUUCAAGGCCCAUGGUAAUCAUGGUCAAUAUACACAAUACCAGUUCAACAAUGUCUAUUACUACCUUCGGAAAGAAGUCGCAAGCGAUACCAACAAAUUCAUCACUUUAGAACAGGUAAACACCACACUGAACGUGUCUGACGUGCGCUUUCGUUUGGUCAUCACCCUCCCCCUUGACGUACACAAUCUAGAGAAGUCCCAGUUUUAUAUGAUCAUCUACGGUCGAGGUGAUGCCUACAGUAACCAGACGUACGGGAAGCUGUUCUUUCGACAGGACCAGCCUCAUAUCGAUCUGUUUGUAUUUUUCAGUGUCUUUUUUUCCUGCUUCUUUCUUUUCCUUGCCUUUUGCGUUCUCAUCUGGAAAAUAAAACAAACCGUAGACACACAACGCAGCCGACAGCAGCGUGCUAGGGAAAUGCAACAUAUGGCGUCCAGACCCUUUGCUGGGGUACUCGUUCUUGUAGAUCAUGAAGCAGCCAUGUCUAACCCCACCCCUCGAAAGAUUCGGGUUAACAAACCAACGGCACGAAGCCCACAAUUACCUGAAGUAAAUAUGAUCCACCCAUAUGUGCGGGACGAACAUUUCAGCAUCCUGCCAAUUGCAAUAGAACCGACUGAAAAUGGUAUUGCUUCUGUAGCAACAGUGGUAUUUCAACUGCCUGGUGGGGGUAGCACUACGUCCAAACUCUGUCUCGGGUCGGCCCUUACCUUGCGUCAGGGGUGUGGGGCACCGAGGAUGGCCAUGCGCCGCCGUCCAAGUUCCUCUAUGGCUUGA